AUGGACCAGUAUGGACCAGUACAGACCAUCCCUCCCAGUGCUCCCAGUCCCAUCCCAGUUCACCACCAGUGCUCCCAGUAUCACUUACCAGUGCCUCCCAAUCCCCUCCCAGUCCCUCCCAGUCCCUCCCAAUCCCCUCCAGUCCCCUCCCAGUCCCUCCCAGUCCCCCCCAGUCCCUCCCAGUCCCCUCCCAGUCCCCUCCCAGUCCCCCCCAGUCCCUCCCAGUCCCUCCCAGUCCCCUCCCAGUCCCCCCCAGUCCCCCCCAAUCCCCUCCCAGUCCCUCCCAGUCCCCUCCCAGUCCCUCCCAGUCCCUCCCAGUCCCCUCCCAAUCCCCUCCCAGUUCCCUCCCAGUCCCCUCCCAAUCCCCUCCCAGUUCCCUCCCAAUCCCCUCCCAGUCCCUCCCAGUCCCUCCCAGUGCUCCCAGUCCCAUCCCAGUUCACCACCAGUGCUCCCAGUAUCGCUUCCCAGUCCCCUCCCAGUGUCCUGUCACUUCAUCCCAGUCCCUCCCAAUCCCCUCCCAGUCCCUCCCAGUCCCUCCCAGUCCCCUCCAGUCCCUCCCAGUCCCUCCCAGUCCCUCCCACUCCCCUCCCAGUCCCCCCCAGUCCCUCCCAAUCCCCUCCCAGUCCCUCCCAGUCCCUCCCAGUCCCGCCCAGUCCCUCCCAAUCCCCUCCCAGUCCCUCCCAAUCCCCUCCCAGUCCCCUCCCAAUCCCCUCCCAGUCCCUCCGAGUCCCUCCCAAUCCCCUCCCAGUCCCUCCCAGUCCCCUCCCAGUCCCUCCCAAUCCCCUCCCAGUCCCCUCCCAAUCCCCUCCCAGUCCAUCCCAGUCCCUCCCAAUCCCCUCCCAGUCCCUCCCCAUCCCCUCCCAGUCCCUCCCAGUCCCUCCCAGUCCCCUCCCAGUCCCCCCCAAUCCCCUCCCAGUCCCUCCCAGUAUAACCAGUAUAAACCAGUCUGACCUGUACACCCCCACCACCACGGCGUGGUCCCUCUUGUACGGCUCCAGCGUCAGCUGCUCCUGGGGCUUCAUCCUCUCCCCCGUCAUCUUCCUCACCUCCCCCGCGAACACAGCCUCGGCCGGCGCCGUCGAGUCGAUGCAGUUCGCCUGCGGGACCAGUAUAAACCAGUAUAAACCAGUAGGAACCAGUAUGGACCAGUAUAGACCAGUAUGA
Pseudopipra pipra is the source of this 1164-nucleotide messenger RNA. RefSeq lists its product as uncharacterized. The transcript is spliced from 2 exons. The coding region runs from base 1 to 1164 and encodes 387 amino acids. NCBI's taxonomy places the organism in Eukaryota, Metazoa, Chordata, Aves, Passeriformes, Pipridae. The record is from RefSeq and is a predicted model, not a curated record.